UGGUCCUGCGGGAAGAAGUGUCCCGGCUCCAGGAGGAGGUCCACCUUCUCCGCCAGAUGAAGGAGAUGUUGACAAAGGACCUGGAGGAGUCACAGGGCGGCAAGUCCUCCGAGGUCCUGUCUGCCACUGAGCUCAGGGUCCAGCUGGCCCAGAAGGAACAGGAGCUCGCCCGAGCCAAAGAAGCCUUGCAGGCCAUGAAGGCCGACCGCAAGCGCCUGAAGGGCGAGAAGACGGACCUGGUGAGCCAGAUGCAGCAGCUGUACGCCACGCUGGAGAGCCGUGAGGAGCAGCUGCGUGACUUCAUCCGCAACUACGAGCAGCACCGCAAGGAGAGCGAGGACGCCGUCAAAGCCCUGGCGAAGGAGAAGGACCUGCUGGAGCGGGAGAAGUGGGAGCUGCGGCGCCAAGCCAAGGAGGCCACGGACCACGCCACAGCGCUGCGCUCCCAGCUGGACCUUAAGGACAACCGGAUGAAGGAGCUGGAGGCCGAGCUGGCCAUGGCCAAGCAGUCCUUAGCAACGCUGACCAAGGACGUCCCCAAGCGGCACUCGCUCGCCAUGCCUGGCGAGACGGUGCUCAACGGCAACCAGGAGUGGGUGGUGCAGGCGGACCUCCCGCUAACUGCAGCCAUCCGGCAGAGCCAGCAGACUCUCUACCACUCUCAUCCCCCCCACCCUGCAGACCGGCAAGCGGUCAGGGUGAGCCCCUGCCACUCCCGGCAGCCCUCUGUCAUCUCCGACGCGUCUGCCGCCGAAGGCGACCGAUCGUCCACGCCAAGCGACAUCAACUCCCCUCGGCACCGGACACACUCCCUCUGCAACGGCGACAGUCCCGGCCCAGUUCAGAAGAACCUGCACAACCCUAUUGUACAGUCACUAGAGGAUCUUGAAGACCAAAAACGGAAAAAGAAGAAAGAGAAGAUGGGAUUCGGCUCCAUCUCGCGCGUCUUCGCCAGAGGGAAGCAGCGGAAGUCCCUCGACCCCGGCCUCUUUGAUGGUACCGCCCCUGAUUAUUACAUAGAGGAGGACGCGGACUGGUGAUACCCGCCUCCCUGCGCCUGCCGCGCGCAGGCGUGUCUGUGCGUGUGGACGUGCGUGCGGGGGAGGG
Suricata suricatta (meerkat) is the source of this 1107-nucleotide messenger RNA. Its product is annotated as kazrin. The record is from RefSeq and is a predicted model, not a curated record. Bases 57 to 1040 code for a protein of 327 amino acids. Lineage: Eukaryota; Metazoa; Chordata; Mammalia; Carnivora; Herpestidae. The transcript has 7 exons.